Molecule: messenger RNA, 5764 nt
Organism: Ictalurus punctatus (channel catfish)
Lineage: Eukaryota; Metazoa; Chordata; Actinopteri; Siluriformes; Ictaluridae
Exons: 4
Coding region: 162-842 (226 amino acids)
Biological process (GO): transmembrane transport; G protein-coupled receptor signaling pathway
Cellular component (GO): membrane
Molecular function (GO): mating-type factor pheromone receptor activity
Source: RefSeq, a predicted model, not a curated record
ACUGUGUGUUGGUGUUAUUGGAUUUCUGGUCUACAAAUUAAAGCAAUUGUCCAGGAAAAUAAAGAGAGGAGAUACUUACCCUUCUCUCGAGCUCUUUACUCUACCAAAAUCUGAAUAUGAAACUCUGCAGACUAACAGAGUGAAGAGAGAAAAAAAGAACAAUGCCUGAAAAGCUGCAGUUUUUCACCAUCAUCAUCAUCACCAUCAUCAUCAUCAUCAUUAUCAUCAUCAUCACCAUCAUCAUCAUCAUCAUCAUCAUCAUCAUCAUCAUCAUCAUUAUCAUCAUCAUCACCAUUAUCAUCAUCACCAUCAUCAUCAUCAUCACCAUCACCAUCAUCAUCAUCAUCAUCAUCAUCAUCAUCAUCAUCACCAUCAUCAUUAUCAUCAUCAUCACCAUUAUCAUCAUCACCAUCAUCAUCAUCAUCACCAUCACCAUCAUCAUCAUCAUCAUCAUCAUCAUCAUCAUCAUCAUCACCAUCAUCAUCACCAUCAUCAUCAUCAUCAUCAUCAUCAUCAUCAUCAUCAUCAUUAUCAUCACCAUCAUCAUCAUCAUCAUCAUCACCACCAUCAUCAUCACCACCAUCAUCACCAUCAUCAUCAUCAUCACCAUCAUCAUCAUCAUCAUCAUCAUCACCAUCAUCACCAUCAUCAUCACCAUCAUCACCAUCAUCAUCAUCAUCAUCAUCACCAUCAUCACCAUCAUCACCAUCAUCAUCAUCAUCAUCAUCAUCAUCAUCAUCACCAUCAUCAUCAUCAUCAUCAUCAUCAUCAUCACCAUCAUCAUCACCAUCAUCACCAUCAUCAUCACCAUCAUCAUCAUCGUUCUUCUGCCAGUAAAAUAAUCAUCAUUGAAGAAUAUUAAAGAUAUAAAGGAAUGAGUCAUAGAUUUUAGCAGUUUAUAGUUAGUUGUGGAAUUAAAUUAUAGCAGUUAUAAACUUGUUUAUGUGCAAGAUAAUUCAGGUUAACGUCAGUGUUUGUUAAAUCACAUGUUUGAUAUUAAAGUAGCUGAUAUACAUAGCAUAUGCAUUAGCCUUAAUUAAACAUCAUAAUGGCUAUUUAUACAGUGUAGCUAGCAUAAACAUUUGGUAAAUCACUUAGUUGCUUGCUGUUUUAAUCUUAAUGGGCCUUGUUUAUGCUUCAGAAAUUAAAAUUUUCCAGAAGAUUUACAAAAGUUUUGCUUAUUUAUACUUUAUAAUAUUAUUUAUACUGAAAUGUCUAUGUUGAUAAAUGCCAAUCAGCCUGAAAUUACCAAGCGCAUUUGCAGCACGGCUAUUUUAUAUUUAGCCAUGGUCACAAAUGUUGAUGAUGAGUAUACACUGAAAGAGCGCUUCCUAUGUGUGCCAUGUGCUAAAUCUCCAGCACUUCAGCUCACCCAUUGCAGAUUAUUGCCUAGCAUAGACACUAUCUCAAGAGUUCCCAAAGUAGGGGUCAGGACCCCACAUGCAGUCACUUGAUUUACAAAUGAGGUUGUGACAGAAACUUACAACCCCCUCUUGUUUCAUUAGUUUUUUUUUACAGAUUAAUAUUAUAAAUAUCAAAGACAGAUUUUGUGUACUAAUGUGAAUGUUACUGGGAGUCACAUUCAGACAAAUUAAUAGGGCACGUGUUAUUUGGUGUCUUCAACAUUCACCUAGACAUGCCACAAGCAGCUGAUUUUAUUGCCUUCCUGCCCACGUUUGACCUCAAGCAAUUCGCCACCCCAACAACUCACUUUGACCAUUUCUUUAUCCAGUUUUCUAUUUCUCUCACCUCACUCCUUCACUGUCUCCACCUUUGAUCUCCUUUCAUCGCAAUCUUCACUCCCUUUCCCCCCCUCACACUUCAUCUCCAUUGUCACAACCUCAUUUCCCUCUGGUAGUCACCUCUCCUCCCUGGACUUAAACACCACAAUAGACAUGCUAUGUUCCACUCUAACAUCUUCUCUUGGUAGCAUCUGCCCCCUAACCUCCAGGCCAGUGAAAAUCAAAUGAUCCGACUGACCUAAGCAAUUACCAAACACUUCUCUCCUCUUUUUCGCAUAGCAUCUCUACAGCCAAAGCCACAUACUAUCACUAGAAGAUUGGCAGCUCUUCUAAGACCCAUACUCUCUUCACAACCUUUUCUUCUCUUCUCUGUCCUCCUCCUCCUCCCCCUUCCCCUACCUCUCUCACUGCAGAUGACUUCGACACUUUCCUUUACAACAAGGUUACAUCAAUCAGGAGCCAGUUCUACACACCAGACACCCACAGACCGGCUCCUCCUCCAUGUAAAUCUCAACUGUCCUCCUUCUCCCCUCUCUCAGAGACUGAUGUCUUCAAAACUCUCCUCUUUAAUCAUCUGACAACCUGUCCUCCAGACCCUUACCCUAAUCACCUUCUUCAGUCCAUGUCUCCCACACUACUACCUGCACUCACACACAUCUUUAACACAUCCUUCUCUACUGGCAUAUACCCCCCCCCCCCCCAAAAAAAAAAAAAAGAUACCUGUCUCCCUCAUCACUUUCUGUCCAAAACCCUUGUAAGAGCUGCUUUUAAAUAACUCUCCAAUUUUCCCACACAGAACAACCUCUUGGAUACCAAGCAGUCUGGCUUCAAAAGCCAUCACUCCACAGAGACUGCUCUGCUUUCCGUCACUGAAGUUACAACUAGCAAGAUCAACUUUAAGAUCAUCUGUCCUCAUCCUACUCGACCUCUCUGCUUUUGUCCUUCCAGCCUGAUGAUUCAGCCAUCUCAGCACGCAUCUCCGCCUGUCUGUCCGAAAUCUCAAACUGGAUGAGGGAAUGACACCUUAAGCUCCACUUGGCAAAGAUGAUGAGAUUCUCAUCAUCCCUUCUUGCCCCUCAGUCAACUACAAUCUCACUGUACAGCUUGGCUCAACCACACUCAAGCCAACCAGGACAGCCAAAAACCUUGGGGUGACUUUCCAUGACAACUUGAUCUUUACAGACCACAUUUCAACAACUGCAUGACCCUGUAGGUUCAUUCUGAACCUGAACCCUACGUCACUGAACAGGCUACACAGCUACUAAUCCAGGCUCUUGUUAUUUCAAAACUGGACUACUGCAACACACUACUCCCGGACCUCCCAGCCAGCUCCAUCAAACCCCUUCAGAUGCCUGGUAGUGCCUACUCAGCUAGGUACAAGGUUCCUUUCCAAAAGCUUCCAACUGACUGUCCCUCAUUGGUGGAAUGAACUUACAACUUCAAUCUGGACCGCAGAAUCUGUCACUGUUGUCAAAAAACAGCUAAAGACCCACUUCUUCUGUGAACACGUACCUGACCCCUAACUUGCCCUUCCACACCUUAUUUAUAUAUAUAAACUAAAAACAUCUGCACUUACACUGGCACUUCUACUCUGCGCACUUUGCUUCUCUAGAGCUCAAUUAUAAAUCUUGUGUCUUAACACUAUUUUUAUUGUUCUCUGCUUGGUAUAUCACCUUGCUUGUAUUUCCUCAUUUUUAAGUCACUUUGGAUAAAAGUGUCGCUAAAUGAAUAAAUGUAAAUGUUAUUUGUGUGUAAGAAUAGUUUCGGUGGCAGUGCAGGAAGCAAAACCAAAGCUUGGAGCAUGGGCGUAGGACCCAUUAUACAUGGGGAGACAUGUCCAUCCCCGCCUCCCUACAUUUAAAAAUUUAGAUUUUGUCCCCCCUACUUUUUCCUAAUCUCAAAUUUUAUUUUGCAUUGCCUGCCUGUCUCCGAGGAUUUCUGAGCUGGACAGUCUCCAAAUUAAUCCAUUCCGCAACUUUUAGAAACAUAAUUCAGUUUAAAAAACAACUUUUGCUAUAAUAAGCGUGUUAUGGUACCACCAGCAGAUGGCGCUGUGGUGACAACAUGCACGAGCAGCUUGAGAACGCGCACGUGCACGUGAGUGAAGUGCGCAUGGACGCUAAAACUGGGUUAAGUGUCGCAGCUGUCGGCAAUCAAGGGACUGUCUACUUAAACCCUGCGCGUUGCUGCGAACAUCGCGUGGCACUGAGCCCAGGACAGGACAGGACAGGACAGGACAGGACAGGACAGGACAGGACAGGACAGGACAGGACAGGACAGGACAGGACAGUAUAAUGGUGCCAGGUUGUCAUAUUGCCAUGCUCUGUCUGUUUUCCUGUUCUUUAGUUGAUACCCUGUCGUAGUUGAGUGUUUGUAUCCUGUUCUGGUUAACUGAAGUGUCCAUGCUCUAGGUUAGAGUUUUAUGCUUAGAUCUAGUUUCCUGCCUCCUCGUAUGUUUAUUUAAAUGGCACAAUAAAGACGGCUCUCCUGCACUUACUUCCUGUUUCCAAGUCCCCUUUCGUAAUAAAGUGCAAGGGUCAGACUCGAGUAGCUAGGGCUCGCUAGCCAAGCUUGACGAGAGCAAAGUGUCUGUCACUGAAAGGUAACAAGCAGACCCUGGUAUGAAUUUUCAGAGCGGUGGCUACUCUUGUGCAAUGAGAGUGCAAUAGAUUCAUUUGGAGAUGACUUUAUAUUCUGUUACCAUCCCCGGAAUAUAAACUCAUGUUUUUUUGGUUAUGACACAGCAUUCAGACGCUCUAGAACACACUAAUGUAUGGAUGAAAGAUUUACCACUUUGUUUUUGGAGAUAGAAUAUCGUAGCUAUUUCAGCCCAUGAAAUUGCUGAUUGGCAAUUUUAUUUUCAAAAUAACUAUUUAGCCCAUGAAACUGUCAAAUAUACACGAGUUUGCAAGCUAGCUAGCACAUCAAAAUCGUGUGUAUGUGCCAUUGCCGUGUCCAUAAACGAUUUAAUGGUAACUUUUUAGUCAACAUGUUCACACAGAGAUCAGCAUCCUACAACAUUUGAAGAGCAAGAGGGCAGAAGAGGAUGAACAGGUCAUAGGAAUCGAAAAGACUGAGGAGGACGAGCUUGUAAAUUGAAUGUAUAGAUACCAGUUAGCCAGCUAGUUCAGGUCACACCGUUUUUCGUGUUUGGGAUGGGACGCCAUCGUGUCAGGAUCAGUGGGCAGUGCUGCUGCAUCAAGAACUGUCAUAGGAGCUCAUCCAGUGAGAAAACUGGACAAUGGAGUGUUUUAUCUACAGCAAAAUAGCCUCCCACUCAUAACUUCAACUCACCAACAGAGUCCGCGAUCCUCACAGGAUGGACUCCUGUCCCAAUAUCUACUGUGGCUAGCUACAUUAACUAGCAUCUGUUCUUAAUGAUUAUAGGAGCCAGUGUUUUAAAUGAACAAUUGUUAGGAGUAAUAUUAAUAAAUAAAUUGAGCUUCAUUCAGUGAUGUACAUCAUAACUCGUAUCUCCAUAUUUCGUCAGUUUUUUAAUAAACCGAUGAUAUUGGUCACUCUUUACAUUUGUCGUGUUUUACAAAUAUUUAACCAAUGAAAAGUCAUUGAAAGAGCAUUUAAGUGAUUUAUUAUUAUUAUAAACACAUCCCAAAUUUCUCCAUGUGGGGAUUAAUAAAGUAUUAUCUUUUUCAGGGGAGCAUGCCCCUGAACCCCCCUUGCAUUUCAGCAUCGCCCCAGAUUCAAAAUCGCUCCUACACCCCAGGCUUGGAGCUUUAAAUUUGGGUCCAUAAGCCUUGGUGGGUAAUUAGUGUCUUAUGGGUUGUCCAUAAUGGGUAGUGGUGGCUUGGCGGUUAAGGCUCUGGUUUAGCGACCAGAAGGUCGGGGAUUCAGGCCCCAGCUCUGCCAAGCUGCCACUGUUGAGCAAGGCCCUUACUCCUCUCUGCUCCAGGGGGCGCUGUAUCAUGGCUGACCCUGUGCUCUGACCCAAGCUUCCUGACGUGCCGGUGUAUUCACUGUGCUGUAAUGUAUUUGUUAUCAAUAAAGACUCAUUAGCAUUAUCA